This is a messenger RNA of Oryza sativa Japonica Group (Japanese rice), 2224 nucleotides long. RefSeq lists its product as uncharacterized. NCBI's taxonomy places the organism in Eukaryota, Viridiplantae, Streptophyta, Magnoliopsida, Poales, Poaceae. The record is from RefSeq and is a predicted model, not a curated record.
AAGAUCCUUUCAAACCGUGGCCUUUCCACGGAAAACGAGAAACACCGCCUCCCUUUCUUUCUUUCCCUUGUCGCGGCCCGAGCAUUUUUGCCCGCAUCGCCAUCCACCCACCCUCUCCGACCAACACCUUCCUCACAUCAAAAGCACCCGACCGUUGCCACCUAAGCCCGAGGAGAAAAGAGUGCGAGCGCCCACCUCGCCACGCCCACCUCCGCGGCCGCACGGUUUCUCUUCUCUUCUCCGGCGUCGCCGAUGUCCGCGCGGCGGGCGGCGGCCAAGUGCCAGCACGAGCCGGCCACGCCGCCGGCGCCGCGGAUCCUCAACAUGCCGAGGAGGCCGGCGGGUGGCGGGAGGCCGACCCGGAGCGCCGGGCGCGCGCAGCAGCAGCAGCGGAUGGCGGCGCCGGGGGCGGUCAACCUCGGCGCGCUGUUCGAGAUGGAGCGGCGGGUGCGUGGGCUGGAGUCCGCGCCGGCGUCGCCGCCGCCCUACUCACGGGCCGCGCGGUCGCAGGAGGACGCCGGGGAGCAGGAGGAGAAGUGGCGGUUCCAGGCCGAGAUCCUCCGCGCCGAGUGCAACUUCCUCCGGAUGGAGCGCGAGGUCGCGCUGCGCAAGCUCGACCGCCACCGGGGACAGAUGGAGGCCGCGCUCAAAUCCGCCGUCGAAACGCUCGUCUCGGGGAGGAAGAAGAUCGAUGGGAGGGGCGACGUCGGCGUGGCGGCGGCGUUGGACGAGGGGAUCGAGGACCUGGAGGAGAUGAUGGAGGAUCUACGCGUGGAGAAGGAGAGCGGCAGGAGGGCAGUGAGCAGCAGGCGGGAGCUGCAGAGGAGCAACGGCAGGAACUUCGACCGCCAGGCGUCGUCGCUCCGCCGGCGCCUCGAGAAGAUGCCACCGGCCGACGCCGAGCCCUGCGUCAAGGACAUCCGCGAGAUCGCGCUGCCCGUCGCACCGCAGUCGCCGCCGCCACCCGCCGAGCACAGCGACGUCGACGACGACCAUUCCAACAGCCCCAACCUCUCUGACGUGGAGAUGCUGAGGAUGAAGAUGGAGGGCAUGUCGAAGGGGAUGCGGGAGAGGAUGGCGGAGUACAGCCGCCGGCUGGAAGCCGUCGCCGGCGGCGACAACAACAACGCCGCCGACGAUUGCCAGUCCAGGAAAUGCGGCAGCCGUCACAGCCGAAAGCCGAGCGCGAGCAGCCAGAGGAGCUGGAGCGGCGGCAGCACCAAUGCCGGCGCGUCCCGCGACACCGCCGCCUCGCACGGUCGCAGCCGCCACACCGUGGCGCCGGAGAAGCAUCAUCACCAUCACCAGCAGCACAAGAUUAUGUCUGAAGAGUGCAAAAUGGUGGGUUCAGGAAGCUGCUGUGACUGCAGGGAAAUCGUGGGGAAGAUAAUGGAGCAAGUAAGAACAGAAUCAGAGCAAUGGACUGAGAUGCAAGACAUGUUGGAGCAGGUCAGGUUAGAGAUGCAAGAGCUGCAGUCUUCCAGAGAUACAUGGCAGCGUCGUGCUAUUGCCUCUGACAUCAGUCUACGCUCCCUAAAUUCUCAAGUGCUGGAGUGGAAACAUCGCGCGCAGGUUUCCGAACAGCACGUGGAAGAUCUGCAGAAGAAGAUCUCGGAGCUGGAGAGCAAGCUGCACACAUUCAAGGCCCAUUUCCCCAGCCCAGGUCAGCCUAACCAAGAGUGGUCCGAAGCAUGCAAGAUGGAGAAGCCGAUCAGAAGCAACAAGGCUCAGCACCCGCCCCGGCCGUCGCACGAGCCCGGCGGCGGCAGGGAGAAAGAGAAGCACGUCCUCAUCUGCCGCGUGAAGCACUCGCCCAGCGUGGCCGCGAAGCGCCAGCCGUUCCAGGAGAUCGGCAACAUCAGCUUGCCACGGCACGCGCCGAUGAAGCGCUGAGAGGAGGAGGAGGAGAGAGCUCGUUCGCUGGCCGCAGCCAAGGUUCCAGGCAGGAGUCUGAAGAGAGAAUUCUGUCAGCUAAUCUCGCAUCUUCCAAGCUGCUUCGAUCAAUCAAUAUCUAUAUAUCUACUAAAUAAAUAAAUUAUAACCCACUGAUGUGCAAUGACGGCUGACUUCUCGUCAGAUCUGUAGUGAGUAGCAAGUAGAAGUAGCUGAGGUUUGAGACGGAGUUAAGAUCCAGGUACAGUGUUGAGGAAUAGGUAUGAUACGUAUGUAGGCGGAUGCUUCUUUUUUGCUGAUAUAUGCAGUUUUGUUCCUGCUUCUUCCAAUA